AGUCCCGUGAGGCGGCGCGGCGUGGGGCCGGCCCGGCUCCCUGCGUGGCGGGCGAGGCUGCGUCGCGGCGAGGCCAGGCGCGGGCGAUGCCGGCAGAGGGAGAGGAGGGCCCGGCGGCGGCCGGCGGGGAGGGCGCGGGGUCCGCCGGCGGCUCGGCGGGGGAGCAGGCCGGCCCCGGCGCCCCCAAGCUGUGCGGGUACCUGCAGAAGCUGUCGGGCAAGGGCCCCCUGCGCGGCUUCCGCAGCCGCUGGUUCGUCUUUGACCCCCGCCGCUGCUACCUCUACUACUUCAAGGGGCCGCAGGAGGCGCUGCCCCUCGGGCACCUCGACAUCGCCUCCGCCUGCUUCAGCUACCACCAGCCCGAGGCCGCCGCCGCUGCCGCCGCCCCGGGGGACGAGGCCGCCGCCUUCGAGGUUCAUGGCCCCAACGGCGCCGUCGCCGUGCUCAAGGCUGCAACUCGUCAGGAUAUGACAUACUGGCUUCAAGAACUUCAACAGAAGAGGUGGGAGUAUUGUAACAACCUUGACGCAGCAAAAAGGGACAGCAGAACUUCCCCUACACCAAGUGAUUUUUCCAAAGGUCUUGUUGCCAAAGACAACCCUGAUUUGAGUGUCCUAAGUCAAAAUGCUUCAGCAGAGAGAGCUAGAAAUAUUCUAGCUGUGGAGACUUCUCCUACAGACCUGGUGGGAGAACAAGCAGCUUCCCAACCUGCACCAGUCCAACCGAGUGCCCUCAAUUUCUCGCUUAAACAAUGGAGUACCGAAAUCAAAAAUUCAAUGUCCUCUUUAAGAAAAGGAAAUAACGAAAACCGCAAGAGCAUAUUUUAUACCACUGAAGAGUGGGAAUUGCUGGAUCCAACCCCAAAAGACUUGGAGGACUCGAUGGCCCUGGAAGAAAAGAGGAAACACCUGGCAGAAGGAAGUAAAGGACUGACUAGUUCAGCUUUUCCAUUCGAUUUUGGCCGCAUUCCACACAAAACAAGGCGCCCGUUAAAAGACAUGAUUGGAUCAAGCAAAAACCGGAACAGCAGUGACUCUUCUCCAACUGAGUGGUAUUCUGGUAAUGGCAACAAACUCGUCUCUGAACUGCAACUGAAGUAUCAAAGCCAGCAGGAAGAGUUGGAAAAGCUAAAGAAAGAUCUUUUGAGCCAAAAGGAACUUGUGCGACUUCUGCAGCAAACGGUCCGAUCUUCCCAAUAUGAUAAAUAUUUUGCAAGCCGCCUUUGUGAAGGGGUUCCCAAAGACAAAUUAGAGCUGUUGCACCAAAAAGAUGACCAGAUUUUGGGUCUCAACAACCAGCUUGAAAAGUUAAAUCUGGAAAAAGACAGUCUGCAGCAGGAAGUAAAGAAUCUGAAAUGUAAAGUUGGAGAACUCAAUGAGCGGCUGGGUAUGCUGAUGGAAACUAUUCAAGCUAAAGAUGAAGUGAUCAUGAAACUGUCUCGCCAACUCAGCGAAUGUGAGGACAAUACAUCCUCUCAAAGCGGAGCAGUAAAUUCUUCCAUGGCCACCUGUACUAAUAAGGAACUACAGGAACUGGACAGACUAAAAGACAAUCUUCAGGGUUAUAAGACCCAGAAUAAAUUUUUAAAUAAGGAGAUUUUGGAACUUUCUGCUCUACGAAGAAAUGCAGAAGCAAGAGAGAGAGAAUGGCAGGCAAAGUAUACUAGCUUGGAAGCCAAACUCUGUCAGAUAGAAAGUAAAUAUUUGAUCUUGCUUCAAGAAAUGAAAACUCCUGUUUGUUCUGAGGAGCAGAGUCCUGCUCGUGAGGUCAUCACACAGUUACUGGAAGAUGCCUUGAAAGCAGAAACGAAUGAACAACCAGAACAAGCAUUUUUCAAACCACACCUGGUCAGUGAAUAUGAUAUAUAUGGCUUUCAGACAGUCCCAGAGGAUGACGAUGAGGAGAAACUAGUAGCAAAAUCACGAGCUUUGGACCUGAGAUCGCUUUCCCUCAGUGAAAAUCGAGAGAUCUCCACAGGAGUGAAAUGGGAAAAUUAUCUCGCAAGCACAAUGAAUAGAGAGAUGAUGCGUAGUGUAGAACUGAAGAAUCUUAUUCGAUCUGGAAUUCCACAUGAACAUCGUUCCAAGAUGUGGAAAUGGUGUGUCAAUGUCCAUGUUAAAAAAUUAAAGGAAAGCACUGUUCCUGGGUACUUCCAAACCUUGCUUCAGAAUGCUCUGGAAAAACAAAAUCCUGCAUCUAAACAAAUUGAGUUGGACCUCUUGAGAACUUUGCCAAACAACAAACAUUAUUCCUCCCCAACAUCUGAAGGGAUCCAGAAGCUACGAAAUGUGCUGCUGGCAUUUUCGUGGAGAAAUCCUGAUAUAGGAUAUUGCCAAGGUCUCAACAGAUUGGCAGCGAUUGCGCUUCUGUACUUGGAACAGGAAGAUGCUUUUUGGUGUCUAGUAACAAUAGUGGAAGUUUUCAUGCCUCAUGAUUAUUACACUAAGACACUGCUAGGAUCUCAGGUUGACCAGCGAGUAUUCAAGGAUUUAAUGAGUGAGAAGCUUCCACGACUCCAUGCUCAUUUUGAACAAUACAAAGUUGACUAUACUCUCAUAACUUUCAACUGGUUUCUUGUGGUGUUUGUGGACAGUGUCGUUAGUGACAUCCUUUUUAAAAUCUGGGACUCCUUCCUAUAUGAGGGACCAAAGGUAAUAUUCCGAUUUGCCUUGGCACUUUUUAAAUAUAAGGAGGAGGAAAUCUUAAAACGGCAAGAUUCAAUGUCCAUUUUCAAGUAUCUUCGCUAUUUCACGCGCACUAUACUUGAUGCCAGGAAACUGAUUGGUAUUGCUUUUGGAGACCUGAAUCCUUUCCCGUUACGUCAGAUCAGGAACCGGAGGACCUAUCACCUGGAGAAAGUACAUCUUGAACUAACUGAACUAGAAGCCAUUCGUGAGGAUUUCCUGCGUGAGCGAGAGACAUGUGUAGAAAAAAGAGACCUUAUUAGUGAUGAUGAGGAGGAUAGUUGAAACUACUCAACAUAAACUUUUCUUUGGGAUCAUGACCAAAGUGAGUUAACCUCCAAAACACUUUAUUAAUCCUGUCAAACAGAAUGUAAAUUGGUUGCUUUUGGAAAUAUGCAGGACAGAUUUCCAAACCCCAGCACUUUCAAAAAUACUGCUUUGUAUGGAGGCCAAACAUUUCUGUUUACAUUUAUGUUCAUGGAAUUGUAUGUAGGGCACUUAAUAUCUGUCUCAGUUUAGUCAAUCAGCUGAAUUGCCAGUUGUUUUCCCACAGUGCACUGUUAGUGCCUUUAUGUGAAACAGUAGUAAGGGAAGUCCACACUCUGUUUACUACAUUCAUCGCCAUUCUACAUUUUUUGAUGUAAUUGUGGGUUUUUUUUGUAGUGCAGGUUCAGUGUGGGAGGACAUAGUUUUUUUGGUUUCAGGUUUGUUUGACAAAUGGCUUUCAUCAUGUUGUCCUUGAAUAAACUAGCCAUUCUUGAGGUCAUAAACUAGAAAAGUAUGGAAUGAAGCACAGGAAGAACUUUUACAUUCCUUUGUCUUGUCCUGAAGUGACGUGAAGUGGAUCAUCAAAGAGAACACUUGAACUUAUGUACCUAAAGUAAAGGUAAAAUAAGUACCUAUUUGUCCCUGAAUGUUCAGUGUGUACUGAAACAGUGAGAUCAAACAUCAUUUAUGCUUUUCUGGGCAGCUGUAUCGAUAAAGUUUCUUAUUAAUGCAAAGGAGUUUAUAGAUCGAGUUCUGUUUAGUCAAUUUUAUUUCUGUUGACUUUUUUGAUUGCAGUGUCUUAAGAAAGCCACAACCAAAACCCAGCUGUUGUGACAAGCUCCAUUCUUCUUCCAUAAGAGUACCAUGUUUCAGUAGCUGACUGGUUGUGUAUCUGUUAAAGAUUUAGUGCUUGUUUUUGUUUGGGGUUUUUUUUGUGUUUUGUUUUAUUUCAAAGCUUCUUCCUAUUUAGGACUUAAAAUAAGAUAGUCUUGAUCUUUAAGAAGAAACAUAGCAUUCUUUUUGCAUGAAUGUGUAACUAUUGUACGAUAGCAGUAGCAAUAGGAUUCCUAAAACAAAUAUUUAUUAAUCAGAGGAGCCUAAAGGUCACAGCAUGCACACAGAAAUUCAGGAUCCUUUUGCAGCAGUAAAAUGCAAUAUUCUCUUAAUGCGCUCAGCUUUGCUGUGAGCAUUGCAUGCACAUCCUACGAGACAGCUGUAAGGAAGCGCUGGGUGUUCAGCUGUAGCGUUCCUGGCUAGGGAGGUGUGACUGGAGGCCACUCGCUGUCAUUUGAUGACUAGCAAGACUCUAAACGGUUAUAAGGACGAGGAAGGUUUCUCUCUUGUUGGUUAUUAUCUGGACUGUUGCAGUGUUCUUUCCUGAACUGUUAAAUCUUCAGGUUGUUGGGUUGACUUAAAUGUUGUGUCUGGAUGCGUCAUGCUAAAACUAGCGUUCAAAUAAGGCAGCAAAUGGCUCAGCUCUGGGGAAGUGGUUAAUUGUUAAAAACCAAAACUGGUGGUCGGGAGCAGUCAAGUGCAUCAGGCUUCUACUUUGUGUGUUUUCUUAUGGUUUUCUGAGAACAAGUUGAACUACUUUAUCAGAUAUACUCAUGUAAUUGUUUUCUAAAACAAGUGUGUACAGGGAGAAGUCCUGCUUCUGUUUCGCAGCACUUUUUCUUUUUUUUUUUUUUUUUCCCCAGAGAACGUAUUUGUAGCCUUCUCUAAAUAAGCAUAUUAUCAGUCAGUUUAUCUGGAAGGGAAGCAUUUAAUCAGUGGUGAACAUUGUAACUUACAGGACUACUUCUGAUAUAAAAUGUAUGCUUCUUAUAUGACACAUAAUUUUUAUUUAGUCAACAAAUACUUGCCAAUGAGGGACACAUGGUAUGAUCAUCCUGAUUUGUAUCUUGUCUUCUAAAAUGUCCCCUACCUUGUCUAUUGUCAGUAGUUUGGGGGUUUUUAUUCCCUAGUUACUCUUGAUUGUGUACUUGAGUUUAUUAGGCAGGUUUUUUCAUAUUAUUGCAUGUACUGUAUUCUUUUCUUACUUAGAAUCAGUGUUUGAAUAUAAAAAUAGGACCAGGUUUUCUAGUUACACUGUCUUGGUUUUGAAAGAGCUGGUCUCUAAAUCAGUCUGUAAUGUCUACUUUUUUUUGUUUUAAUCUUGUUUUCAAGUCUUAAAAGAAAUCUUUCCAAGCUGAAGAUCUUCCUUCCAGUGGCAACAGUAGAGAUGUUAAGAAUUUAGAAGUAUGUACCCACCCUAUUCCUACAGGUCUAUUAUUCCUGGGUUUCAAGUCUUUGCUAUGAACUAGCCCUGUGACUUCAGGAGAUGUUUCUAGACCUGAAGUCUUCAGGUUGCGAGUUUAAAACUAACUUUAGGGCAACUGUUCAGGAAGUUCUCUAGCUGACAAAACAUGACCUGCAGUGUUACAGGACCAUUUGUUUUUUUACAGUUGUGCUGAUGGUUAAAUUUGUGUGUGUGUUGCUGUGUUUCAUUAUAUAAGUUGUAACCCAAUUGUACAGUAAAACUAAGUAGCUCAGUUUCCUAAGCCACUCUGUGAAUCUUAAUACAUGAAUGUUGGGAAGCUUAUGGAAAUCACAUUGGCUCUGGGUAUUUUGUUAGCUUGCAAAUGUGAAGUGAGUUGAUGCUGUACACUCAAGUUGCCAGUGAGCUGCUGGCUUCAUUUUGUUAAGCAUCAUUACUGAUGCCUUAGUUAAAAGAUGAAAAAAUUGCAAAGGCAUCUAACCUCUGGCCGCUAGAAGUCUGCACAGAACAAAAAUGAGACGCACGUAGCGGGAAGCAAUGUCAAGGGGAACUUGCCUUGCUGUUGCAAAUGUUUUUGGGUGGUUAUUAGUCUUCUAGUGGUGCUUAUUCUGGUAACUUUGAGGAGUAGUAACUAGUUAGGGACAUGCAAGAUACACAGGCAGUAUUUAAACCCAAUGAAAUGAGCAAAACCACAGUGUGACUCAGUGGCCUGGGAAAGCUGAACUGCAUGGAUACCAAGUGUUUGUAUUCAGGGGUAAACUUCUGAACAGUGCAUGAGGGUUUCACAUUCAUGCCAGCCACUUAGCAGAGCUGCUAAUGCAAAUACAGACUGCUAAGGCUAUGUUCUGCCUUCGAGGUCAUGCAUGUAUGUGCAAAGAGUUCCUUACACAUGGUUCUCAGUAUAUGUGAUGUAAACCAAACCACUAAGUUGCAUCUUGCAGAAUAUUCCUUCAUCUUUAUACAUGUAUGCAUGGCUUUCCAGUGAAACUUCUGUUUACUUGUUUAAAACUUUCUUUUAAAUAGGCAAAAAUUGGUGCACUACAUCUCUAGCUAUGAAAACUGCACAGUAUUUCAGCUUUACCUGUACAUGUGUACAGGUGGUGUUAUCCAGUGUUAUCAGUUUGUUCAGUGUCUUUUUUUUUAAAAAAAAAUCAGCUAUGUAAUCAAUGAAAAGGAUUUUUUGUUGCUCUUUAGGUGUGUUCUGUGAGAGAUUCUCCCUUUCCCCUCAGUCUUUGUAAACAUGGUAAGAUAUUUCAGCAGAAAGGGAAAGAUUUUUUUUUUUCUUCCUUAAGACAUCAGGAAUGAGUGAAUGGUCUUACAUUUGACAGAGUUGUAUAUUCAGUCAUGCUUAACUGAGAAAUGGAAAAUUAAUCCAUCUCAUGAAAUUGUGUAGCUGUUUAAGUGAAUGUUCCCUUAAGUGCCAUGUUAGAAAUCAGCAAUAUGCGGUACAAGAAAAUUGAAUCACAAAACAUAAGUGAUGUUAUUUUCAUAAAGAUUGAUGUAAAUAAAAAAUUUAUUACUUUAAA
This is a messenger RNA of Falco peregrinus (peregrine falcon), 6734 nucleotides long. RefSeq names its product TBC1 domain family member 2B (gene TBC1D2B). The record is from RefSeq and is a predicted model, not a curated record. Lineage: Eukaryota; Metazoa; Chordata; Aves; Falconiformes; Falconidae. The transcript is spliced from 13 exons. The coding region runs from base 87 to 2969 and encodes 960 amino acids.